This is a messenger RNA of Monosiga brevicollis MX1, 1755 nucleotides long. RefSeq lists its product as uncharacterized. Bases 1 to 1695 code for a protein of 564 amino acids. NCBI's taxonomy places the organism in Eukaryota, Choanoflagellata, Craspedida, Salpingoecidae. The transcript has 5 exons. The record is from RefSeq and is a predicted model, not a curated record.
AUGCACAGCAUGCAGCAAACAGCUGCCUGCCAUCAUCACUCAUUGCAAUGGGUAGACAGUCUCUCUAUCACCAUCCGUCUCGCUUUCUGCUUCUACAGUCACUCCCAUCACAUGAGUCCCCUUCAAGUAGGGGGCCAAAAAGCCCCCUAUCACAAGCUCUCUCUCUCUCUCUCUCUCUCUCUCUCUCUCUCUCUCUCUCUCUCUCUCUCUCUCUCUCUCUCUCUCUCUCUCUCUCUCUCUCUCUCUCUCUCUCUCUCUCUCUCUCUCUCUCUCUCUCUCUCUUACAUUUUGAAGUCUCUUCUUGUCUCUCUCUCUCUGUCUCUCUGCUUAUACGCGCGAGGGGUGGUGGUGCAGGUGACUGCCACUGCGCCCAUGUCCAACGGCACCACGACCGCUCUUCCUGCCAAUGUCACAACAACCACAGGAGCGACCACGCCCAUGCCCAACAGCACCACGACCACUCUUCCUGCCAAUGUCACAACAACCACAGGAGCGACCACGCCCAUGCCCAACAGCACCACGACCGCUCUUCCUGCCAAUGUCACAACAACCACAGGAGCGACCACGACCAUGCCCAACAGCACCACGACCGCUCUUCCUGCCAAUGUCACAACAACCACAGGAGCGACCACGACCAUGCCCGACGGCACCACGACCGCUCUUCCUGCCAAUGUCACAACAACCACAGGAGCGACCACGCCCAUGCCCAACAGCACCACGACCGCUCUUCCUGCCAAUGUCACAACAACCACAGGAGCGAUCACACCCACGCCCAACGGCACCACAACUGCAACAGUGCCAAACGUCACGACGACUACAAAUCCCGCCACCACCACGUUUCCUGCCAAUGUCAGCACGACCACGCUACCACCAUCGCCUCCCAACGAGCCCACAAUUGUUUUCGAUCAAGGUGUUGGUAUUGGCUUUCAGGACCUCAUCGUGUAUGAACCCACCUCGGAGAAUGCCCCUCCUCGAGUGUUUUGCAACGGUGCCGCAACCUCCGUGCAACAGCUGGUCUGUACCUACCAUGGCCUCUGGGUCAACGGCUUGACCUCAAGCGUGAACAAUAGCAAUUCAUCCUUUGUUAUCACCUUGACUUGGGUUGAUGAGCUGGCUGGUUCGCCGACCCAAGAGCAAAACCGCACCACCCUGCCGGUCCCGGAAACCCUCAGCUUUGAAUUUGGCGGCACGGAUCCAUUGCGCUUGGUUGAAAUUCGCUACACCGAAAAAUUGGCGACCGGCCUCAAGGUGUCCCUCUUUGCCAACGCCUCAGUGGAGCGCGCCACUCAGGGCAUUCAUCCCCACCAAGCGCUGGCCUGUGAUAUGGCAACGCUCAAUGCUUCAACGACAUCCAACAAUGGCACGACCAACUCCACCCUUGCCACCUUUGUUAUCUCCCACCUCCAGGCGCAAGGCGAUGCGUCUGACAUCCGCUUUUCAGACAACAAAAAGUCAUGUCACCCCACCACCACCACCACCACCACCACAGCAACAACAGCAAACCCGUCCACCACGUCUGCGCCUGCGCGGGACGGAAAGCACGGUCUCACUACCGGUGUUCUCGCAGCCAUCUCAAUUGGCGCCUUGCUUGUACUGGGUGGUGGCCUGGCCUUUGUGAUGCGCCGCCGCUUGAAAAAACAACGCGAAUUCGGUUACGCGCUUGUUAAUGAGCUCCCAGACCAGGUGGCUGAAUAAGCAGUGCCUUGACCAUGUAGUACGCCGGUGGCAAGCCGAACCUCGGGUUCCCAUGCGCAC